This is a messenger RNA of Gastrolobium bilobum, 971 nucleotides long. Its product is annotated as probable phospholipid hydroperoxide glutathione peroxidase. Gene Ontology annotation, cellular component: cytosol. Gene Ontology annotation, molecular function: glutathione peroxidase activity. Lineage: Eukaryota; Viridiplantae; Streptophyta; Magnoliopsida; Fabales; Fabaceae. Bases 47 to 736 code for a protein of 229 amino acids. The transcript has 6 exons. The record is from RefSeq and is a predicted model, not a curated record. Gene Ontology annotation, biological process: response to oxidative stress.
GUAGGUGUACGAGGAAGAAGGACGCUAUAAAAUUGUUGGCUUCCCAAUGUUUUGUUCUACAAGUCGCAUGUUGUUGGGUAGAAGUAGAACUAUAAGAUUAGCUGCUCCUCUUUGUUGUUCUCUGUCCAACCUCAACGCCAUCUCGCGUCCUUAUCGUCAUCAUAUUUCAUUGUUUAGUGUUCCAAUCAAACCAGUUCUUUCAACUCCAACCCAUUUGUCUUUUACUUUCCGAACAGAUCACACUAUGACCUCUCAAUCAGUCCAUGAUUUCACCGUUAAAGAUACCAGAGGAAAUGAUGUUAAUCUUGGCCACUACAAAGGAAAGGUCCUUUUGAUUGUCAAUGUUGCCUCACAAUGUGGCUUGACUAAUUCAAAUUACACGGAGCUGAGUCAGUUGUAUGCGAAAUACAAAGAGAAAGGUCUUGAAAUUUUGGCAUUCCCAUGCAACCAGUUUGGGGCACAGGAGCCUGGAACUAAUGAACAGAUACAAGAGUUUGCAUGUACUCGCUUCAAAGCUGAGUUUCCCAUUUUUGACAAGGUUGAUGUGAAUGGUGGCAAUGCUGAUCCACUCUACAAGUAUCUAAAAUCAAGCAAAGGUGGACUCUUCGGGGAUGAUAUCAAGUGGAACUUCUCUAAGUUCCUUGUUGAUAAAAACGGGAAUGUUGUUGAACGUUAUGCACCCACAACUUCUCCUCUAGGCAUUGAGAAGGACUUAGUGAAGCUGUUGGAUGCAUGAAGCUAUGAAUGACUGGAGCUGCCAAUAAAUGAAUAAUGAUUAGACUACUAUUAUGAAUAAAAUAUGUAUUGUGGAUGUUGGUGCAAUUUCCUCCUUUUCGUAUGUGUACCGAAACCGUUGUUCCUGUAUCUCUGAUAAUAGUUCAUCUUCAUGAAAUUGUGGACUUAUUACUACUAUAUGAGUGUAAAUGAUUGCUUAGGCUUCGCUUAGCCCUACGCAGUGGUUUGCUUAUUGG